This is a messenger RNA of Coffea eugenioides, 810 nucleotides long. RefSeq lists its product as uncharacterized. The record is from RefSeq and is a predicted model, not a curated record. The coding region runs from base 1 to 810 and encodes 269 amino acids. NCBI's taxonomy places the organism in Eukaryota, Viridiplantae, Streptophyta, Magnoliopsida, Gentianales, Rubiaceae. The transcript has a single exon.
AUGACUAUUGCUCUUUGGUUUUAUGAUGCUUGCAUUCCUAUAAAUGCUAUUAAUUCUCCAUUUUUUCAAAAAGCUAUUGAUCAAAUAGCAUCAAUGGGUCAUGGUUACAAAGGUCCAUCUUAUCAUUCUUUGAGAGUUAACUUGUUGCGAAAUGCUAAGAGAUAUGUGAAAUUAGUUGUUGAUUCUUUUAGAAAUACUUGGGCAAAAAUUGGUUGCACUAUAAUGGGUGAUGGAUGGAAAGACACUAGGCAAAGACCAUUGAUAAAUUUUUUGAUUUAUUGUCCUAAGGGUAUUUCGUUCAUUAAAUCUGUGGAUGCAUCUGAUAUUGUAACAAGUGCAGAAAAUUUGUGCAAUUUAUUUGCUAAAAUUGUUGAGAUGGUUGGUUCAAAUAAUGUGGUGCACUUAGUUACUGAUAAUGCUAAAGCUGCUGGGUCUUUGUUAAGUGAAAGAUAUCUGAACAUUUGUUGGUCACCGUGUGCUGCACACUGCAUCAAUUUGAUUUUGAAAGACAUUGGUGAUAUGAAUGAUGUAAAAGCUAUAGUGUCUCUUGCUUCAACGGUGACUGUUUUUAUCUACAAUCAUAAGUUCACUUUGAAUUGGUUAAGAAAGACUACAGGGUGGAAAGAAAUUAUUCGUCCAGGUGAAACUCGAUUUGUAACUACCUUUCUUGCAUUAAAAAGUUUGCAUGAUCAUAAGGAUAGUUUGCAAUCUUUGGUUACUAGUGACGAUUAUAAAAAAUUUCUGAGAAUAGAAAAAGAAAAAGAUGUGAAGCAAAUCAUUUUGGAUGAAGGUUUUGAAAUAACUGUUUGA